Messenger RNA from Protomyces lactucae-debilis, 2877 nucleotides. RefSeq names its product vacuolar protein sorting protein VPS11. The transcript has 2 exons. NCBI's taxonomy places the organism in Eukaryota, Fungi, Ascomycota, Taphrinomycetes, Taphrinales, Protomycetaceae. Gene Ontology annotation, cellular component: endosome; HOPS complex. Gene Ontology annotation, molecular function: protein-macromolecule adaptor activity; protein binding. The record is from RefSeq and is a predicted model, not a curated record. Gene Ontology annotation, biological process: vacuole organization; vesicle-mediated transport; organelle fusion. The annotation marks the transcript as partial.
UGGCGCCAAUUCAACUUCUUCGAGUGCGUCAAGAUCCCGGAUGCAGAGGAUGCAUCUGCGCCAGGACCCGUUGCGUUGUCACCUGCGUCAAGCGGCGCGGUGAUUGCGUCCACCGACAGCUACAUCUUUUUGGGGACUCAAGAUGGACAGCUUCAGGCAAUUAAUAGAUCCUUCAAGGUUGCUGCCUCUAUUCAAGCCUAUGCGCAUGGUCGUCUACAUCACAUCAUGCCAUGCGAUGAAGAUUUGCUGGUAACACUGGGCGAUGAACCGACCAGCAGCGGUGCCGAUGGACCGACGCUCAAAACAUGGAGUCUUUCUAUGAGUAAGAAGGGCGUCCUUCAAUUUAAAUUGCUCUCUGCAGUGCCCUUGCAUAGUCAGCGACCACAUCCGAUCACUUGUUGCACCACACUACCUGAUCUCAGUCAAGUUGCGAUCGGUUCAGCAGAUGGACGCGUUGUUCUUGUCAAGGGCGACUUGGUGCGUGACCGAGGAGCGAAACAACGCACUGUCUACGAAAGCGAAGAGCCUAUAACGGGUCUACAGUUCCUGGUGUCCAACAAGAUCACUACCCUUUACAUCUUCACAACGUCAAAAUUGCUAACCCUCACGACCAUUAGUGCGUCUGGCAAGUCUGUGACACAGGUGCCGCGCAUUAUGGAAUCCGUAGGCGCUGCACUUGGCUGCAUUGCUUAUGACAAGCACAAGAACCAAAUUGCGGUUGUCCGCCAAGAUGCUCUGUAUCUGUAUACAGUCGACGGACGAGGUCCCUGCUAUGCCUUAGAGGGGAGCAAAAGUGCAAUUCACAUUUUCAAGGACUACACGAUCAUUCUCCAGCCGCCAAGCGAAACGCGUGCCUCAGCUAUGAAGUCUCUCGGUCGAAUUGGCAAUACAGAUGCCAUCGACGAUGCAACCAAGCUGACUAUGCUUCAAACUGAUCACAAGUUUAUCAGCCAUACAAGCUUGUUUCCUCAAGGUUUGCGCACAGUCUUGACCUGUUGGCACGAGCUUUUUCUCAUCACAUUGGACGGCAGGCUUUUUCAAUUGACUGAGAUUUCAAUGCAAAGCAAGCUCGACAUCUUGCAAGGCAAGAGCAUGUACACAUUGGCAAUACAAAUUGCCCAGGAAGCGCAGUAUGAUGAAGCAGCCGUUGAUGCCAUUCUCAUCAAAUACGGUGACUACUUGUACAGUCGCGAUGACUUUGAAGCAGCAGUCAAGCAAUACAUCAAGGCCAUUAAACGCUGCGACGUUUCGGCAGUCAUGCGAAAGUUUCUCGAAGCGCAACAUGUUCCACUGCUCACAGAAUUCCUCGAGGCUUUACACCGUGCCAAAUUGUCUAACGCAGAUUACAGUACCCUGUUACUCAAUUGCUAUGCCAAGCUGAAGCAAAAAGAGAAGCUACAAGACUUUGUUCGCGAGCAAGGUGGACAUGCAAUCGACCUCGAUGUUGCCGUUGCUCUGUGUCGGCAAGCCGGAUAUUAUGACCAAGCCAUCAGCCUGACUGCGCAGCACAAGAAUCACGUUAUGUGUAUUGGUAUCAUGACUGAGGACAAGCAGGACUUUGCCAGUGCUCUUGCCUAUAUGCGAAAAUUGAAGAAGCCCGAAGAUCUUGGACUACUUUUGACGCAUUUCGGCAGAAUUUUGAUGGCGCAUCUGCCUGCGGAGACGACUCGGCUCUUUGUUGAGUUCUACACUGGUAGCUACAUGCCAGAGACAGAGGUACAAGCAGCAGGCAUCAUCAGUCCACCUAGACGUGUCACGGGAGGCUACACCGCUGUCAUUCCAGUGCCAGUGAAAUCGGGUGACGCACAAUCUAGUGCGGCGUCAAUCCUGACAACGGAAGAAGAGGCUGCUCAAUACUUGGCGCCACCACCACGCUCUGCCUUCCCAAUCUUUGUCGACUAUCCGGAGCACUUUCGCCAUUUCCUUGAGGUCUUGCUCGAGCGACAAACGCAUACCGAGGAGGAUUUGAAGACGCGUGCAGAUCUUGUCUCAACGCUGCUUGAGAUCUAUCUGCAAUUAGCCAACAAGAGCGAAGACGUGGAUGCUCAAAGUAAAUGGCAAGAAAAGGCAAAGGCACUGCUUGAUCGUGAAUCGAAUGUCGUCGACAGCAGUAAUGCACUAUUGCUCUUCCAUUUGGCAUCUUACAAGGAAGGUGCCAUGCUCGUACAGGAGCGUUCUGGAAGGAAGGAAGAUGUCUUUCGAUCAUAUUGCACUGCGCGCGACACGCCCGGCGUGCUUCGCACGCUGAAGAGCUAUGGUCAAGACACGCCACAGCUCUACCCACUGGCACUCAAGUACUUGACAUCAGCACCACAGAUUGUCGAAGAAGCUGGACCGGCAUUAGGACUUGUCUUGAACCAAAUCAAGGAGCGUCGCUUACUAGUUCCGAUACAGGUCGUACAGGCGCUCAGUGCGAAUGCUGUCGCGACUAUGGGUAUCAUCAAAACAUAUCUCGCUGACAUUAUUGAGCGUGAAAGGCGCGAAAUUGAAGCCAACACGAAGUUGAUUGCCUCAUACAAGCAAGAAACCUUGGAGAAGGAGACGGAAGCCUUGAAGUUGGCUGAGAGUGCUAUCCAGCUUCAGAUGGCGCGGUGCUCACGAUGCGGUGGCACCUUUGACUUUCCCGUCAUUCAUUUCCUAUGCAAGCAUUCUUUCCAUCAACGCUGUGUGCUGGAUAAUGCAGCCGUGUCCCAGAUUGGCCCGAAUGCGACGGAGCCUGCUUGUCCUAUUUGCCACGAUGCAGAUACUGCCGUCCAGGCAAUGGCAGAUACGCGAAGACAGGCGUCUACGGAGAAGCAUGAACUCUUCUUGGAAGGUCUAGAGGGAGCCAGGGAUAGGGCGGCAUAUACAUUUGCGAGACUUGAUUUUGAAUCGUAG